AUGAUUACUUCCGUGAAGCGAAAAGUCCUGGAUGGACUAAACAGACGAUACAUCUACGGUCGUGUGCCACUCCUGCACACGAUCAUUUUUCUCGUUGAGAUGGCCGUAGCAACUCGAAUUGCGGCCAAGUUCAACACUUACUAUGCAGAAAAGCCAGUGCUCACCACAAUGGUGACCAACGCCGUGCUUGGUGGGGUCGCCGACACCGUUGCGCAGUUGAUCACGGCGUUCAAGGCUCGCUCGGAACAAAGAUCCCAGGAGAACCAGGAUUUCAUUUCAAUUGAGAUUCAUGAUUUGGAUAAGGAGAAGCCGCCUGCGGUUGGGGAGCUGGGCUAUACACAAGGCUCACUGCCACCCUUCGAUUUUGAGCGAUUGACACGGUUCAUGGCAUAUGGUUUCUUUAUGGCGCCGGUGCAGUUCCAGUGGUUCGGAUUUCUGUCCAGGGCUUUUCCUCUUACGAAGAAGAACCCGAGUAUACCGGCCCUGAAGCGUGUUGUUUUUGACCAGCUCAUCUUUGCGCCCUUUGGUCUGGCCUGCUUCUUUACAUACAUGACGAUUGCUGAGGGAGGAGGUAAACGCGCACUAACGCAGAAAUUCCGAGAUGUAUACCUACCCACCCUGAAGGCCAACUUCGUGCUCUGGCCGGCGGUGCAAAUCCUCAAUUUUCGGGUCAUCCCUAUUCAGUUUCAGAUACCAUUCGUAUCCUGCAUUGGCAUUGCGUGGACUGCGUACCUCUCACUGACGAACUCCUCGGAGGAGUCUUGA
Messenger RNA from Penicillium macrosclerotiorum, 765 nucleotides. RefSeq names its product Mpv17/PMP22 family protein. Gene Ontology annotation, cellular component: cytoplasm; membrane. NCBI's taxonomy places the organism in Eukaryota, Fungi, Ascomycota, Eurotiomycetes, Eurotiales, Aspergillaceae. The record is from RefSeq and is a predicted model, not a curated record. The transcript has 6 exons. Bases 1 to 765 code for a protein of 254 amino acids.